CGCCGCGGAGGCCAUUACGUCAAAAUAUGUGUUUCUUGUAACUCAUACUAAUGACAGUAUGGAUAUCUGCAUAUAAUUUGUUAGAGUAAUUUGUUACUUAUAUACGGCCAACACCACCUUGUUAAAUACACCUUGUUGUGAUAUCUCAAAUCUGAAUUCGCCCCAAAGUUUACAGGUAUUUUGCUUUUGUUUUUGACGGGUGCUAUGUCAAAUCAGUAAAAGCAAAAACAAAAUACAUGUAAGGCGAAAAAAUCAGCUGAUUUUAUAACAGCACUUUUAUAAAUUCGUCUUGUCAAAGAACGUAAAUCUAUAGAUAUAGAUCAAAGAACGUAAAUCUAUAGAUAUAGAUCUAUAGAUUUACGUUCUUUGGUCUUGUUCACCACGAAAAGUCAUUUUUAGUGACUAGUGACUGCUUCAGUAAGCCCAGGGUAAAUCUAGCCUCAAAAAGGGAAACCUGGUCACACUGCUCAAAUGUAACUUCAAGUGAGCAGCAAAUUUACUUUAGUGCUGAUUGUCAAUAGUACGGGUCGCAAAAACAAGAAAUUUUGUAUUAGAAAAUAAGACAACGUUAAUAAUCUUUAAUAGAUUUGCCAGUAUAGUUUUAGAAUGCUCGAGUUUCAGGAUGAGUUUACACCAGCUGAAAAAGAAGCAAUUGAAAACGAGUUUCAACGUAUAAAAGAAAAUGUCUACCUUGAUCACGCUGGAACUACGCUUUAUCCUGCAAGCUUAAUAGAUGCCUCGAGCAAGGUGCUCAAAGAUAAUUUAUUCUGUAACCCACACACUUGCAAAGUAACCGGUGAUCUCAUAGAUCAGGCUCGUUACAGGAUCCUGCAGCAUUUUAAUACAGACGCAUCCGAAUAUGCUGUGGUCUUCACAGCCAAUGCUACCGCUGCUCUGCGAAUAGUUGGUGAAUGUUUUCAGUUCGGGGAAGAUGCAAAUAACGUUGGUGCUUUUUACUACUGUCAAGAAAAUCACACAUCCGUGUUAGGAUUGCGGGAAAUAGUGGGCACAAAUCGCCAUAAUGUUUUAACCAAACACGAGAUUUUGAAGAGUCUAACUGCCGUUAACGGAAAUGGUUCUAAUUUCGACAAUAAGACAAAUGGAAGUAAUAAACUCAAGCAUAAUUCACUUGUUGCUUUUUCGGCGCAAUGCAACUUCAGCGGCUACAAGAUACCACUUGAUAUCAUUGAAGCAAUUCAAACACAGGGUUUGUCUCUUCAUGGCACACCGGUUAGAGGACUGGAAAAAGGAAACGAAGCUAAUGAAAGUAAUUAUUACAUUUGCCUGGAUACAGCUUCUUUUGUAGCAACCAAUUUCCUAGAUUUGCGAAGAUACAAACCCGAUUUUUGUUGUAUUUCAUUUUACAAAAUGUUUGGCUUUCCCACGGGAGUUGGUGCACUACUGGUGAGCAAACGUGGUCAAUCAGUGUUGCAAAAGCGUUACUAUGGCGGCGGGACCAUAGAUAUUGCGAUGACACGCCAGGAUUUUCACCAAAAACGAUCUAAUUUUUCUACACGCUUUGAAGAUGGCACCUUGCCUUUCCUCACAAUUUCUUCGGUGCUGGAAGGCUUUCGAACAUUGGAACGUAUAGUGCCUGCCACGCCGAAACGCCUGACAAUGGAACGUAUUAGCAUGCAUGUUUACCGUUUGGCUAAAUAUUGCCACGACUCACUCGCCGUAUUACAUCAUGCGAAUGGUGCGUCUCUUAUAAAGUUUUACAAUCAUGUCGGCUAUGAUGAUAUAGCGCUUCAAGGCGGCGUGGUUACCUUCAAUGUGCUGCACGACGAUGGUACUUAUGUUGGUUUUGCCGAAGUUGCUUGCAUUGCUGCAGUGCAUAAUGUACAAAUACGUACCGGUUGCUUCUGUAAUCCCGGUGCGUGCCAAUGGUUCUUACGUUUGUCGAAUUCAGACAUACGAAAACAGUUCGAAGCGGGCCAUGUUUGCAGUGAUUAUACAGAUCUGGUAGAUGGUAUGCCAACGGGUGCGGUGCGUAUGUCUUUUGGAUACAUGACUCGCCCGAAGGAUGUGGACAAAGCAGUGGCAAUGAUACGUGAUUGCUAUCUAACUACAGCUUCUGAACGUUUACGUGUCAUAGAAAGAAGAGAACUACCGGAAGCGCUACGUAAAGUAUCACAGCGCUUAAGGCCGCAGUUGAAACGCAUAUGCAUCUAUCCGAUCAAAUCUUGUGGCGCUUUUGAAGUGAGCAGCGCAUGGCAGCUCACCCGAAAUGGUUUUAAAUAUGAUCGCACUUGGAUGAUUGUCGAUGUCAAUGGAAUGGCUAUUACACAAAAACAUUUUACAAGAUUAUGCUUGAUAAGACCAAUUGUGCAUUUAAGGGACGGAGUUUUGGAGCUACGGUUUCCAAACAUGAAAUCUGUGCAGGUGCCAUUAGAAAUGCACGAAACAAAUUUUUCAAAACGUAUUGAAUCAUCUUUCUGUCAAAGCAAGGUUUGCAAUGAUUUAGUAGAGGGAUUAGAUUGUGGGGAAGCAAUAGGGCAGUGGUUAUCAGACUGCUUGGAAACGGAAGGUUUGCGUUUAGUGCGGCAAAAUUCCGAGCGCCGCUCUCAAGAUGGUGCUGCCAAGGAAAUCAGCUUUGCAAAUCAGGCGCAAUUCUUACUCAUCAAUCGCGCAUCGGUUCGGUGGUUAGCCAAUAAAGUAGAAUCGGAAAAGGAAUCUAUAGAUCAGACAGUGGACCGAUUUAGAGGAAACUUAAUAUUCGAGACUGCAAGCCCGUUUGAGGAAAAUUCUUUUGAGGAAAUUAGUAUAGGUGAUGUAAAUUUUAAAGUAGAUGGAUUUUGUACGCGUUGUCAAAUGAUUUGCAUUGACCAACAUAGUGGUUGCAAAACCAACGAGCCAUUGCGAACUAUUGCACGAGAAUUUGGUGGAAAAAUACGCUUCGGAAUUUAUUUAUCACUCAAAGGACUGGAAGAAGAAAAUGCUUUUGUCUCUUGCAAAGAAGAGGUGAAAGUACGAAAGAUAGAACAUGGUGCAGAGCAAUGAAAUAUAGAUAAUUGGGACCAAGGCUUGGCGCAUAGGAAAUAUAAUUGAUAACGAUAAUACAUUUUACAAAUAUGUAUGCAUCAAAGUGUACUUAAAUUAUAAGCUUCGCACAAAAACUUGCCAGUUUAUGAAAUCUAAGUUACUCUAUUAU
This is a messenger RNA of Rhagoletis zephyria (snowberry fruit fly), 3151 nucleotides long. RefSeq names its product molybdenum cofactor sulfurase (gene mal). Gene Ontology annotation, biological process: Mo-molybdopterin cofactor biosynthetic process. The record is from RefSeq and is a predicted model, not a curated record. NCBI's taxonomy places the organism in Eukaryota, Metazoa, Arthropoda, Insecta, Diptera, Tephritidae. Gene Ontology annotation, molecular function: molybdenum cofactor sulfurtransferase activity; molybdenum ion binding; pyridoxal phosphate binding.